Molecule: messenger RNA, 489 nt
Organism: Nomascus leucogenys (northern white-cheeked gibbon)
Lineage: Eukaryota; Metazoa; Chordata; Mammalia; Primates; Hylobatidae
Gene: CIMIP5
Product: ciliary microtubule inner protein 5
Source: RefSeq, a predicted model, not a curated record
AUGGGGAGCCACCCCACCCCUGGGCUCCAGAGAACCACAUCAGCUGGGUACCGAUUGCCCCCCACCAGGCCGCCAGCCUCGGUCUCCCCAGCUGCCCGGGGUGGCCCUAUGGCCAGCAGGGGUCUUGCUGGUGGCUGCCAGGUCCCCCAGGCUCUGAAGGCGCAGCGGGUGGCUCAGGGAGCUGCCUGCGAUGGCGUGCAGCAGGACCAGCUGUGGCGCGAGUUCCUGGAGGCCGAGCGGCGGGGCCAGCGGCGCUGGGUUCAGAACUGGAGUUUCCUGAAAGACUAUGACCCAAUGGGCAACAAGAAGGAGCCUGAGAAGUUGCCAGACCAUGUGCCUCUCUUUUUGGACACAGUUCCCAGUUCCACGAACCAGGUUGUGGGCAGCAGGCUGGACACGCCCCUGGGACAGACUCUCAUCCGCAUGGACUUCUUCUUCACAGAAGGGGCCCGGAAGAAGAAGCUGGAGGACGAGAUGCAGCCCAUCUAG